Molecule: messenger RNA, 1956 nt
Organism: Postia placenta MAD-698-R-SB12
Lineage: Eukaryota; Fungi; Basidiomycota; Agaricomycetes; Polyporales; Adustoporiaceae
Exons: 7
Coding region: 1-1956 (651 amino acids)
Source: RefSeq, a predicted model, not a curated record
AUGCCCGUAGCUCCAGUCGACAAUAGAGGUACACAUCUGUACUACGAAGACUCCGGCUCUCCACAAUCAUCGCAAACGUAUACCACGAUCGUUGCUAUUCAUGGAACCAUUUAUCAUGGAGGAAUGUUCCGGCCCAUUUUCCCCUUUGCUGCUGAGAAUAACCUGCGCUUCGUCACUGUUAACCUGAGAGACUAUCCAGGCUCUACACCAAGCUCUCCUGCAGAGUUAAGUGCUCUGCUAGGUGACCCUGAGGGUCAGGCGGGGUGGCUUCGUGAUAGAGGAAUUGAGAUCGCGGCAUUCUUGGAGUGGUUCAUCCGCAGUGAACACAUACCACAGACGACCACGGUUGUCAAUGGAGGCUCUGAGAGCUUCGUUGGGGAUCCAAGUCCUCAUCCGUUCGGACUUGACUUCAGUGAGAUUGCAGACUUUGUGCCUGGGAGACCGCCCAUUAUCGUCAGGCCCACUCAAGAAUGGGUUGAAUGGUUUUUACUGUGGAUAUCAUCUUACUAUCACCACACUCCCGCCACACUGUCCUCGUUCGAGGCGUUGUCCGGACCCGACUUUAUGUCUGGUUGUGCGCAAGCCCCCAUCACGGAUCCUCGGCCGGAGGAGCGACCCACUCUGCUUUGCAUGUCCGAAGAGGAGAGGCGGGAUGCCCUUGACUAUAUUCAUGCGCCCCGCUCGUGCGUUCCCAUGGCUCUCAUCGACAAAUCUGUCUUCCUAGAGAACAUGCGCCGAGCAUUAUGGGACUGCAGCGUCUGGCCUCACCUGAGAGUGACACUUGUCUGGUGCGAAAUGUCUCCCGGCGAAAUGCUCGUUGGAUCUUGGCAUCUCGCGAAGCAGAUUCGCGAGGCGUGGCCGAAUGGUGCUCGGAAAGUGUCUGUGAAACGGAUGGAAAAUGCGAAUCAUUUCCUGUUCUACAAGGAUAGCGGGGCGCCCCCUCACACAUCCGCAUAUGUGACAUUAGUCUUGAUCCAUGGAGCGGUUUUCCAUGGAGCCAUCUAUCGUCGCAUACUCAAACAUGCCACCAAUCACGAUUUGCGUCUAGUGGCAGUUAAUCUCCGCGACUAUCCAGGGUCCUCGCGCUUCACUGCCAGCGAGCUCGAUCCCCUAGGGAAAUCAGACAAGGAGAGUCAGGCACUUCUAUACAAGGCUCGGGGGCACGAGCUUGCUUCAUUCCUCAUAUGGUUCAUACGGAAUGAGAAGAUACCACCACUGACAACCGAGGAAGGCAAGGCUACCGGAGGGCUGUCCCUACUGAGCUGGUCUUGGGGGACGACUAUGACAAUAUCUAUGCUUGCACAUGCUGAAUCCCUGCCGCUGGAAUUCCAGGAACUUCUCGAUAAAUAUUGGAGAUCGCACAUCGCGUUCGACACACCUGCGUACGCCUUGGGCGCGCCUACCCCUGCGGUCGAAGAGAUGUACUCCCCACUCUCAGAUCGCUCAAUACCGCUGGAAGACGUAGGCCAGGUCACAUCGCUCUGGGUGUCGAGCUACUUUGCUCAUUCACAAUCUGUGAUCAAUUCCCUGCCAUCCCUUCCGCGCGACGAAUUCUUCUCCGGCUUAGCAAAAGUCGCGAUGCCUGACCCGCCCGCUUCCCAUGCACCUACAUUGCAGCGGAUGACCGCCGCAGAGCUCGCAGAGGUGUCCGACCCUUCUGUGAUCGACCGGUCUCACCUGUUAAUGGUAUCAGUUGAUCCGUCGAUCUUGUCGGACAACCUGCGGCGUGUGCUCUGCAAAUCGUCGAUAUGGCCACGCCUGCGUGCCAUCUUCGUGUGGUGUGAGAUGUCUCCCCCGGAGAUGGUCUACGGGGCAUGGUACAUGUGCAAAUUGAUUAGGGAAACGCAGUCGUCGGAUGGGCGGGAAGUUGUUAUCGAGCGUAUGGGAAGCGCGAAUCAUUUCGUGAUAUGGGAGGAACCUGAGAUUGCUCUAGAAUUUCUAGCGAAACUGGUGUGA